Molecule: messenger RNA, 1649 nt
Organism: Gavialis gangeticus (Gharial)
Lineage: Eukaryota; Metazoa; Chordata; Crocodylia; Gavialidae
Product: sialic acid-binding Ig-like lectin 15
Biological process (GO): regulation of actin cytoskeleton organization; regulation of osteoclast development; regulation of bone resorption
Cellular component (GO): plasma membrane
Source: RefSeq, a predicted model, not a curated record
AGGGGCCGGCCAGAGGGCCAAGGCCACAGCCGGGGGAAAUGGCUGAGGCCCAGGGGCUGCAGCGGCAGCCGGUUCCUGCUCUCGGCAGACGGCUCCCAGCAGCGGCAGCUGCAGCAAAGGGGAAGUGACCGCCUCCCCCCGCGGGCCGGAGCCACGCGCCCCUCUCCCCGGUCUGCCGUUCUGCUCUUGCCCAACUGGCUGCAGGGCAAGGGCUGGCCUGACACAUCCCUCUGCUGCAGAGCUCCAGCCUCCGCCUGUCCAGGACCAGCCAGCCCUCUCCCUGCUGGCACAGAGCCAUGGUCCCGCAUGGCCUCUGCCUCCUGGCCUUGCUGGCAGGGGCCGCGCUAACCUGCAGCGCGCGGGGGCUCAAGUGGAGUAUGCAGAUGCCCACGGCAGUAACAGGGCUGAAGGGUAGUGACGUGGUGCUGCCCUGCAAUUUCACACACCCAAACAUAAACUACAAGGACAACAUCCGUGUCCUUUGGAAGCCCUACUUCCAGUGCUUGGUGGCCAACAUCAGCAACGCAAAUGGCAACUGCAGCAAGGAGCCGGGGUCCAACAGUCGCUACAGCCUGGCUGGGGACCCGCGCCAGCAUGACCUGUCCCUGCGGGUGGCCAGGCUGAACUUUGAGGACAACGGGCCCUACGAGUGCCGCGUGGAGCUGAACAUAUCUGGGCAGUGCUGGACGCACAAGCCCCCCCUCAUCCUCACUUGGAAGGUACCACGCCAAGCUGGCAGCCCACGGGGUGCCCGGGGCGCUGGGCUCUGCCCACUAGACUGUAGCUGGGUGGAGGCUCAGCGUGAAAACCCCUGGGGUGGCCCCUGCUGGGUGCCUGUGCCCGGGAGCUCUGAGACGCUUCUCGGCAUCUACCCCAGGGCUUGCUGGCAGCAGGGGUGGCUGGGCCAGGGCAGGCCAUCAUGGGCCCCGGGCCGAGGGCCGGCAGCACUUGCUCCCAGUCCUCAGGUAUUGGGGGGGAGAGGGGAGAACCAGCACCUGGGUCUGCCAGCCCCUGCCCACGGUGCCCUGUGCCCUGCAGCACCGCCCAGCAUCCUCAACCUCACACUGCUGGAGGGGCCAGGGCCGGCGCGGGCUGUCUGCACGGCCGAGGGCAGACCCUUGCCCAACAUCACCUGGUGGGGCCCUGGCAACACCCCAGAGAGCCCAUCCCCACCGAAGGCCCAGGCUCAUUUCCAGAGCGCGGUGGAGAUCACGCUGCGGCGCAACGGGACCUACACCUGCCGGGCGAACAACGCGUGGGGCCAUGCCGAGCGCUCCCUGACUGUGGGGAACGACCACUUCCCACUCCUUGCUGCCCUGCUCCCUGCUGCCCUGCUGCUCCUGGCACUCCUGGUCCUGGCUCUCGUCCUCUGCCAGAGGCGGAAAGGGCGAUGCCAGGGCUCGCAGAGGGACAGCGUAGCCCACGCCAGCCCGGCCAGCGACACACCUCAUGCAGGUAGGGGUCUGACCGCCCGUGCCCCCCGUGCCGAGCUUGCGGGGGAGGCCGUGCAUUCUCCAAGCACGUCCUGCCACACUGACAGCCCCUUUCUGAAGCCAGGCUUGGGCCAAGGCUGCUCCAUGCAGGCAGCCCCAGCCCCAGCCCCAGGGAGAGACGGGGUGCCCUGCUGUGAGGGGGCAAGGGUCACCUAG